AUGAGCUUGAAAGAAGUAUUCGAACAACAUCCAUGGAGGUCAUUUAAGAAGUUCAAUGAAGCUGCAAAGAGUUGGGGAUUUACUAACAGAGCUGAAGUGAAAAGGUUCUUUGACAAAAAUGUUGUACAUCAAACAAAAAUAAACCCUUACGACUACUUUUUACCAAUUUACUCCAACGCUCCUGACGCAUACCAAUUUGACACUCUCAUUCAAAGCAGAAAAGGAGGACAUAAACCAUUCCUCAUCUUCAUUAAUGUUAACACUCGUAAAGCAUAUGCAUAUCCAAUGAAAAAUAAAGGAACUCGUGAAGUGUUAAGAGUUUUACAAAAGUUUGUAGCAGAACAUAGCCCAAGUACUUUAACAUCAGACCAAGACAGUGCAUACCUCAGCAAUGAAAUCACAGAUUUUCUCAUUAAGCAUAACAUAACUCACUACACUACUGAAGACCAUAACCAUAACAUACUCGGCAUCAUAAACCGCUUCAUAAGGACUCUCAGAGAUUUAAACCAAGAGCGAGACUUUACCGAAG
Trichomonas vaginalis G3 is the source of this 529-nucleotide messenger RNA. RefSeq names its product integrase core domain containing protein family. The transcript has a single exon. The annotation marks the transcript as partial. Gene Ontology annotation, molecular function: nucleic acid binding. The record is from RefSeq and is a predicted model, not a curated record. NCBI's taxonomy places the organism in Eukaryota, Parabasalia, Trichomonadida, Trichomonadidae. Gene Ontology annotation, biological process: DNA integration.